AUUGCGUGGUUGGUUUGAUGACUGAUGUAAUAGUGAAUACUAGACAGCGGCAUGUUGAUACAUAAUGUUUAAUACCGGAUUAAUCGUAAUUAAUAUUUCAAGACAUGUAAGAGGUAGAAUCAUGUCUAAUAUCGGAUAAAAAUACUUUGUAUAAGUUUUCCCUGUUGAAUUUGUGCCGUGAACUUAAGUGCAAUGGGUUCGUGAAUUCCUUUAAUUAAACACGCAGUUUAGAAAAUAUAUAAACAUUACGAUAACUAUGGCAGGAGCCACACUACCCGAAAGAGUAGCUCAAAUAUAUUAUACUUAUGGUUUGUUCUGUUCAUCUUAUCCUGUUACUGCGAUAACAAUCGCCAUCUCCGUUGUUUUAUUGUGUUGCUAUCCAUUACUGAAUGUGCCUUUACCGGGGAACAUACCCACUGUGAUCAAUAUACCUUUACAUGACAAUACUGAAAACCCAACUAACUGCCACACUAAAAAUUGUCACUAUGCAGAUAUUUUGGAGAUUGGCCAUAUUCAUAAUGAGACGCAAAAACUACCAUAUAUAUGGGCCAAAGAGAAACCAUUAUUCUAUGUACAACAAAUUAUACUAAAAAUAGGUGUCUCACCUUGGAAUAGUAAUUUAAGAAUGUGGGAUGCAUUCAGAGGUCCACUGCAAGAGGUGUUUCGUUUAUUAGAAACAAUUCGCAAUCACGAGGAUGUUGAAACCAAAGGUUCUCUGUUACAACAUUGCUAUCAAAUUGAGGGGAUAAAACGACGCGAGAGCAAAGCGAGCAUUGAACGAGUAAUGCCUGAGUACAGUUGUUUGUUACUAUCACCUGCGAACUUGUGGCAACAAAAUCUACAAACUUUUUCCCUUGAUGCUAAUAUAAUCAACACCAUUUAUAAUUAUCAGAGUCUGCAAAAAGGUAAAGCAUCGAUUGCGGAAAUGGCUUUUGGUAUGCAACUCCGUGAUACCGGUGUUAAACGAUAUCCUUUGAGAACACGGCCACGUGUAUUGCAGUACGCUGUUACAAUAUUCUAUCAAGAAGCUAAUGAAAGGUUUAUCAAUUCGCUGAUUCAUAAACUCAAAGAAUUAUAUCCAUUGUAUCAAGAUUCAGCGCCGAUAAGUGGCAAUGAAGUAACAAUAAUAUAUUAUCCUGGACAAUUCAAUUACCGAGAACCUAUACCAUUAUUGAUAACAUUUUUCGGAUUAUUUCUUUAUGUGUAUUUCUCAGUGAGGAAAAUAGAAUUUAUCAGAUCAAAGUUUGGCUUGGCCGCUUGCGCUGUUGUAACUGUAGCCGGUAGCCUAUCCAUGUCUAUAGGUAUUUGCUUCUAUUUUGGAUUUUCAUUGAGUCUACAAGGCAAAGAAAUCUUCCCAUAUUUAGUGAUUAUCGUUGGCCUAGAGAAUAUUCUUGUUCUAACAAAAAGUGUGACGUCAACCGACUCGCGGCUGGAUGUUAAAAUUCGACUCGCACAAGGUCUCAGUAAAGAAGGCUGGUCGAUCACUAAAAAUUUACUCACAGAAAUAACAAUACUCACAGUCAGCUUCUUCACUUUCGUACCAUUUAUACAAGAGUUUUCUAUAUUUAUGAUUGUUAGUUUAAUAUCUGAUUAUUUCGUACAAAUGGUGUUCUUCGCGACGAUACUAGGUAUAGAUGUUCGACGAAUGGAAUAUUUCCCGGACAGAAAUAACAAAUUACAUUUAAAGGAAUACUUUAAUACUAAUAACGCACUCAAUUGGCGAUUCAAUGAUAGUUAUAAAGAAGAGAAUAUUACGCCGCAGAAGAUGAGAAAGUCCAAAUCUCAUCCGAGGUUAAAUGGAUUAGCGCAUAAUACUCCGACCGAUGUUGUUGCGAAACGUAAUUCAAACGCGAGCGCACACGACAACAGAGUGCCAAAAAGAAUACGUCUUGUUAACAUGUGGGCUCGGACAAGAUUCUUCCAACGCGCUUUCAUGGUUUGGAUGUUAGUUUGGAUAUCAAUGAUUGUAUAUAAUUCUGGUAUAGUAGAUUAUUUUAUAACAACAGAAAAAGACAAUGACAGUGCAAGACAUGAUUAUGAAAGAAAUAAAGCGAAACAGGCCGUUUAUAUGACAUACAAUGACAGUGAACGACAACCUUUGGUAUUCUCUACUAUCAUAGACAAAGAAGAAGUUGGUAAAACCAUAGAUACAAAUGAUACGAUCUUUUUGAAGCAUUCACCACAUUCUCGACCCUGGUCUAGGCUAUCUCCAUCGCAUUGGUCAGCCAUACUUUCGAAUUACAAUGAGACAGUGGCGGGAAGGUACGCGGUUAUCCUGCCUCCAACACUGCUGAGCCAUCGAGUGAGCCCCGAAUUGGCAGCGGGGCUUCGCCAUCCAGAUGAGAAGGAGCCCCCGCCACUCCGAUGGCAAGCUUUAGCCGCCGCGUUAGAUCCUAUCGAUAUAUUACCAGAUUUCGAGCUAGCGGAAACUAAAAGUCAAUCGCACCAAUGGGGAAAGGCGACAGAUUUGCCCAUAUAUCCUACAACGCCUAUGGAAAUCUUACUCCUAGCGAUACUGUGUACAAUCAGCGUCGCUGUGAUAGCUUACAUGAUGGUGGUGUUAUACAGAUGUGUAUGUUCCCGGCAUUACGCUGAAUGGAGAGCUUCUUGGAACGAGGAUGAGGAGUACAGGAAGAUUAUUGCUAAACAACCGGCUGUUCAGUUGGUAAUGGAAGCGGUUCCUCUAGUGGUUGCUGGGCACAGUCAAGAAGUGGAAUGCUUGGUGACAGAUGGUGAUACCAUCGUCAGCUCUUGUCUGCAAAGCAACAUCAAGGUGUGGGACUCACAUAAUGGCGAAAUCAUCACUAACAUCGACCGCAAUGCAUUUUUCAAAUUACAAAAGGAACUACAUGAAAAGACAAAUCCAAAAAAAAUCACAACGAGUGAUGCUUCUUACGAUAUUUUAGAAGUUUCUACGAAGCCUGAUAACAUAGCGCCGAAAAAUAUUGAUAAUUUUCCUCGUCUUAAAGGAGGUUUAAGUAAUCAUCUAAGUGGACUACGAUUCCGGGCUACGAGUGGAGAGUCGCCUACGCAUAUUUCACCUGCAGAGACAACUAAAUAUAACUUCGCUAAAUGCUACAAAGAUCUCUACCACAAUCGUCGGAGGGAAUAUUGCGAGACGAAAGAAAACGUCAAUACGAACAAUUUAAGUGUGAACAAAAGUGACUUGAGUGUUACAGAUAGUGAAGUGAAUGAAAUAAACAAUGAAAAUAUUUUUGUUUUCAAUUCAAGUGCUGAAAGUGCAAAUAAUUUAAGGAACAGGCAUGAAAAUAAAAUGAACAGACGAACUAGUAGUGAUGGGGGUCCAAUGCCCGAAGACGAUUGUAAAAGCAAAGCGUUCAGUGAAUCUCCGGUGUGGUGUAUUGACUUUUGUAAUGACCUCAUUAUAUUAGGCUGUGCGGAUGGACGGCUCGAGUUCUGGGAAGCCAGUUCUGGAAAAUUAAUGUGUAUAUGGUGCGGGUCGGAGAGUAAGAGUGGAUGGGGGGGCGUGACGCAUGUGCGUGCGCUAAGUGGCGGUCGGCGGGUGUGCGCCGCCUCCCUUAGCGGUCAUCUGACACUACUGCGACUUGAUGCUUACAAUGCAGCAUCUGGUGCACACGUUGAUUGGAGAUUCAGUACCGCUUAUAGAAGAACUCACAAACGCACCGGAUCAGCAGAUUCGAUGCGCAGCACCCGUUGCACUGACUACGAUGAUGGCCGCCCACGCAUGAGUUUCUCAUACGAAUCUGACUACAGUGAUGGCGAAGAAGUGGUGUGUGUACGUAUUGCACACUGCAGGCCGCAUCAGCAGCCAGUUACCGAGAUGCAUUCUGAAGGCGGUCGCAUACUGACCGGGGCACAAGAUCAUGUCGUAAAGGUGUUUGCUAGUUCUGAACUGAGUCUACUGUUCACGUUGCACGGCCACUGUGGACCUAUAACAAGUUGUUUUAUAGACCACGCCACGCCGACUAUUGCCGGUAGUGGCUCACAAGACGGACUGUUAUGCGUAUGGGAUUUACAUACAGGUGCGUGCUUGUACAGUAUGCAGGCGCACGACGGCGCGGUGACGUCACUCGCGUACACCGCAUCGUACGUGGUGUCAGCAGGCGCAGACGAACGUCUCUGUAUAUGGGAUAGGUUUCAAGGUCACAUGCUUAAUUCCAUACAUAUCGGUCUGAAUUACAUGAGUCGCAUGUUACCACUGACUCACACACUACUAGUGAUGGGUGACCGCAGCGGACUCACUGUUUACGACCUAAGCAGCGGAGAUGUUAUCAGAAGGGUAUUAUUAGGACAAAGCGAUGGCUGCAUAUUUGUACGACAAAUAUUGCCGCUCAAGGACGCCAUAGUGUGUGACUACGCGAACCAAUUGCGAAUAGUUCGCUUCCCUCUCGUCUCUAAGUUGUCUAACACGAAGAACGAAUGAUACAAUUAAAGGUCAACGUUUAUUAGAACUACCCGGCAACAAAUCCACGCUUGCUUUAUCUAUAGUUUGCACAAUCACCUAUUGCGAGGUAUUGACUUAUUCAACACGAGAUCGCCUUAUUUAUGUACCGGGAAAUUGCUGUCAGUUGGGUCUAAUGAGCGAUAACCUUAAAAGGUAAUUUUUAACUAUUGAUAUUAAAAUUUUAAAUCUUUCUUAGCUAGAAGCUAAAAAUUCCUGGUACUAAAAAGUGCUUUAUUGAAAUUUAUGUACAAAUAAACUUAAAGAAUUCUAUGAGUCUAUAGAUGUUCAAAUUAUCAUAUUUUAUAUAUGAAACAUGUAAUAUUAUAACAUCACAGUUAUUUAAUAACUAAUUUCAAAUUAUCUAACGUGAUGUCACAAGUUGUUUGUAAAUUAAGAGAAUAUUUUUAUAAUGUAUUCGCGUUUUGAUAUCUGUUCUCGAUAUCAUUGGUAUUUAUUCUAGCAACGACUUGUUAGAAGUGUUUUUUAUUGUUACCAAUCUCAUACAUAAAUCAUUGAAAAAGUUGGUGAACGACAAACGCAGGUUUCAAUACUAUAGACAAUUAAGAUUAUCUGGCCCAGUGAGAGGGCGCUGCUAUCGCGGUUAGUGCUGUCAAAAAAUAUGUUAAACCUUCAUGGCCAUAUGAUGGCAUUUAACAAUAAAACAUAACAUGACAUUUAGUACGAAACGAACCAUGUGACAAUUUUUGACAUUUGAUAGGGGCGCUAGUGUGCUAUCGUAAUUUAUUUUUAUGCCCACCGUGUCAGAUUUCUUUGUUGGUCUAUAAAUACCUAAAAUGUAGUGUAAAUUAACUUUUCCAACAUUUGGAAUUUCCAAAGUCGUCCAUUUUAAUACUUGUGAUCUUCCAUAAAAGGCUUAAAAAUCUUCCAUUGAUAAUUUUUUAUCCUGUAAUGGAAAUGAUUAAUUCCUGUAGGUCUAUGUUAGCCCUGCAAUCACCUAGCUUGUAGUAAUCACUUAAACACACGGGUAUACGGAAGCAGUUUUCUUUCAAACGCUUAUAACGUUACCGAACGAUCGUUAACGUCAUCCAAUUUGCUUAGACAUUGUAUGCAGUCGGUAAAUUGCAUAUCAAAUGACUUCUGUUAGAUUUCAACACUUUGUAUCGUUAUAAUAAUUUUUAAAAACUGUCGAAAGUAAAACACGUCACUAAGGAAAGAAUAUAUAUGUAAUUUAUUGAUUCUAAAAUUGCCUAGGCAAAUUACAAACAAACGGCAUUCACGAUCGGUCGGUGACAUCAUAUUUUACAUUACAAUGUAAUAUCUACUUUUGCAUCACAAGAGGAAAAGGUGUGCUUUACCAAAUAGCAAUUAAGUACGAAGAAGUUUGACAAAUAACUCGCAAAAACUAUUUAUAACUAACUUAUAUAUAUUUCUCUUUUUUUUAAGUGUUUACAUGAAAUCAGGGAUAUAAAAUCAAAAUAAAUGCUUAUAUUGAAUUUUAAAAAUGUACUUUUUAAGGCAGCUAUGGCAAACAUAAAACGCUCAACGCAUUUAUUAUCAAUUUCCGUAUAAAUUUUCAUAUUUAGAGAUUAAAAAAGUUUAAAAUAUAAAAGCCUCAGUUUGAAAGGAAUUAUCGAAAAUCAAUCGACACCAGUUUAGGUUUUAUAUCCCUGAAAAUUAUGUGUCACCUAGGUUCGUGAUAAUAUAAGAUAAAGUGUUGUAAUCUAUCAAACUUAUUUAUUUUAUUCGUAAAAAGUAUUACGUGUGCUAACAUACCUUGUUUUAAAUAUAUAUUCAUAGAUAAAUACCCUAUAGAUACGUAAUACGGAGCAUAAAAAUUAAGAAAAAAAAGUGUCCGGAUUCCUUUUAUGGGGGUUAAUACCACAAUGUUGCCAUGUCACGUCAAACUUGUAUGAAACACUCCAUCUAUAGUUUAUUUAUCUAUGGUAUCCCAGCUACAUUUCUAUAAAUUUAUACUCACUAUGCCACUUAUGUUUCAUGUUCAAUUAAAAUUUAUAUAAUUGUGAGUUUUCACUUUAGAAUCAAUUGUGUAAAUGUAUAUUCAUCUCUAUCUUUUUAUAGAGUGUGAGAAGAGUUAUGUUUAUACAUGAUUUUCGACAGUGUAAACCCACGUUUAUAUUUUGAUUUGUAAUUACAUCAAUGAUUGUAAUAUUUUUGGUUCCUAUACUGACUACAAUUUAUUUCGCUUAAAAUGUAAAAACCCUGUAUAAAAUAUGUUCAAAUAAAAACGGCUAGUCUAUGGCACGUACUUCAUGAGGAGUCGGCACCUACUGGUUUCGAACUUCGGGAAUCUUUAUUUAUGCCGUUUUUGUAUUCAGCUAAAAUUAAUGUCUGCCGAAAAAUAAUUUAUUUUAAAUAUUUAUAUCGUUAACAUUUACUAAAUGUACAUUAAAAAUUAUA
This is a messenger RNA of Papilio xuthus (Asian swallowtail), 6805 nucleotides long. RefSeq names its product SREBP cleavage activating protein (gene SCAP). Gene Ontology annotation, biological process: regulation of cholesterol biosynthetic process; SREBP signaling pathway. Gene Ontology annotation, cellular component: endoplasmic reticulum membrane; Golgi membrane; SREBP-SCAP complex. The coding region runs from base 257 to 4405 and encodes 1382 amino acids. Lineage: Eukaryota; Metazoa; Arthropoda; Insecta; Lepidoptera; Papilionidae. The record is from RefSeq and is a predicted model, not a curated record. The transcript is spliced from 22 exons. Gene Ontology annotation, molecular function: sterol binding; protein binding.